Messenger RNA from Dibothriocephalus latus, 228 nucleotides. The record is from the annotation of a GenBank genome assembly. Lineage: Eukaryota; Metazoa; Platyhelminthes; Cestoda; Diphyllobothriidea; Diphyllobothriidae.
AUGAAACUUCUCGAACAAACUUACCAAGAACUGAAAGCAGUCACUGGGAUCGCGGACUUGGAGGACAUGGUUAAUCGGUUUGCUGAACUGGAAGACUCCAGCUUUCGACUGUCUAUUCUUCGCGACUUGGCCGACAUGAGAAUAACCUCCCUCAAGGAACAGAAUAAAAAGUUAACUGUGGCCUUCAAUGAUCUCCGCAUUAUGGCCGAUUCUCGCCUCAAAGAGUAA